This is a messenger RNA of Suillus paluster, 3038 nucleotides long. RefSeq lists its product as uncharacterized. The record is from RefSeq and is a predicted model, not a curated record. Bases 146 to 2821 code for a protein of 891 amino acids. The transcript is spliced from 6 exons. Lineage: Eukaryota; Fungi; Basidiomycota; Agaricomycetes; Boletales; Suillaceae.
CAUACAUACCUGUCUGCCACGCCAGCCGUACGCUCUUCUACUACAAAAUCUAUGCUUUCUUUCUAGGCUCACAUUAACGCAAUUUUAUAUUUUCAUCAACAAUAAUCUUGCAUAGGCAUAGGCACUCUGCACUUUACAAUCUACAAUGGUCGUCACUCGCAGAACUCCAGUGGUACCAGCACCUCCAGUUUCUCGUACACAGUCUUCACAAGGUCACCAGCGCUCAACUAGAGCAUCCGUAAUACAGGAUGCAUCUGCGAUACCUCGCGUAUCAAGCCCAUUGGCGUCCGGAGACGCGCGAACCGCAGCUAUCAUUACCGGUGCCUCUAAUGACUUCAAGCAACAUAAUGACAAAGAUGCACACAAAAAGCUAAAGAAGAAGGACAGGCCCAAGAAAUCAGGCAAAAAAAAGCGCAAAUCCACUCUACAGUCCCUUCUCGACUUCUUCACCAAUCUCCUUAUAUUCGCCUUCACGAUCUACGUCUUUACCGCCUGCCCCCGUGAGGCACAUCUCCAAUCUCCCGUUUGUCGCGGCCUAUCUGAGUACAAACGUAUCGUUCUCGAUCCGUACGUUAUCCCACCAUUACAGGCCGCGCUUGCGCACCCGUCUAUUGCACCGUAUGUGGACCGCGUCACCGAGGUUGCAAGUCCCAUUAUCCUUCGUACGCACGCAAAUUGGAACAGUCGCAUUGUCCCGCGGUGGGAGAAACGCGUCGUUCCAGUUUGGAACAACCGCGUUGUCCCUGCCUUUACCGCCCAUGUUGUCCCGCAGUGGGAAAAGCGUGUGGUACCACAAUGGCAGAAACACGUCGUCCCCCAAUACGAAAAGCACAUCGCGCCGCAGUUGAGUAAACUCGGACCCUAUGUUGCGCGUGCAGAAUCGUACGUCGAGCAAGCGGAAGCAACGUACACGACGCGCAUAGCUCCGCACGUGCGUACUGCUACUUACAACCUGCAGCGCUGGCAGCAAAAAGCACAACCUUACAUCCUCCUUGCCAUCCAGAAAACUCAGGACACCUAUUAUGCUGCAAAGCCCCACGCGGUGCCCUUGGCUAAGAGAGCCGUUGCUGAGGUGCAGCAUGCGCUUUUGUUCCUAAGGGAACAGAGACGAAUCUUUGUCGACCCCCAUGUGGCACAAUUGUGGGAGAAAGUCAAGGAGCUGAGCCGCGGGUCACCAGCAACUUCAGUGUCUACUUUCGCUCCAUCUGAUGCACCAGACUUCCCAAGCACAGAACCCGUUAUUUCUGAGACAUUGAGGCCGGAAUCAACUUACGCGCCAACCGUACCCAUACCCGGCGAUCAACCUGUUGUGGAAACAGAAUCUCCGCAUGAUACAGCGACCGAGCCAUCCGUUGUGGAAAUUGAAGCGUCUCUAAACGGGGAUGCAACGACAGCCGCAGAAAUUAAGGAGCCCACCGCAUUCGCUGAAGCCGGAACAUCCGAUGAUGCCACGCCGAUGACGUACCUUACCUCACAACCGGCAUCCGCGUCCUCUUCUUAUUCUACCUCAAGCUCUGUGCCGACACCGGUGCAGACCUUCGAGAGCGCAUCGUUUGUCUUAUCAGAGAGUGCGUCAGCUGCUUCCUCAGUCAUAUCAGCUGUUGUCGCCGAUUCCAGUUCGUCUAUCGCUUCGGCAGCCCCCACUGGCCCGGUUUUCUCUGCUGCGUCCAGCUCAGUUCCCGUACAUUUCAGUGACGACGAUGAGAUCGACAUUAGCGCAUUUUACGCCGAACUUGGGCUCGAUGAACCCUUGAUCACAUCCCAGUCUCAGGAGCAAGUGCCCCUCACUCCCCCAGAAUCGGAGGAAGAGCGUGCUGAAAGGUUGCGCCUCAAAGCUGAAGAGACUGCCCGCAAACGUGCCGACAUCGAGGAGCGCCACUCUAAGUGGGAGGCCGAACUUCAGUCUCAAAUGAAGGCUGGUACGUCCACGCUCAAGGACAAGCUCGAAGCAAUUAGGAGCACCGCUGCCGUCGAGCUUGCAGAGGCAGCUGAAAUUCGAGACGCCAUCGAGAGCCUUGUUGCGGACGCGGAGAAGUAUAUCAAAGGCGCCGAGGUCUAUCUCAGGAAUCUGAAGGCAGAGAGCCGGAAGAACGAUGAGAAGAUGCCGCUCUGGGAACGAGUGCUUGAGAAGGUUGGCGUGAAAUUUUCGGAGCGGCUUGGGGUUGUAGAGGCCGUGGUCAACACGUGGUACGGUGUGACCCUCGAUCAGGAGCUGCGAGAGGUUUACGCCGUGACUGCCGAGGUACGUGAAGUCGCGGAAAAAGCCCAAGUUGACCUAGGGCUCGACUACGCGUGGCUGGACGAGGUGACGUACUCAGAUUGGCAGCGGUAUCAUUCCCUGAUUGAUGCCAGCGAGAAAUUUGCUCAUGAAGUCAACUCAAUCCAAAACGGCACGCAUACUACUUUGUCCGUGGAUAAUCCGAUUAUUCCCAUUUUUGAGGACCUCGAGUCGGAAGUCCAGGAUGUGGUCGUUGGAUUUGAAACGCGCUUGAGACGUAUAAAGCGCGACGGCGAGCGUGCGUUUAAUAGCGCCCAGAAGGAUGAGGAGAAAGGAACAGUCACUGAUCCAGAGCCUGGUGUUGAACCAGAGGUCUCGAUUCUUCCAAUUACGGAAGAAGCCACGAGCGAGCAAGCCUAUAUUCCCCCUGUUGUUAUUGGACGAAGCAAGGAGGCGCUGGAGGCGCUUGGGAAGGCUGAGCCCCUGAAGGGAAGUUCAGGGUAUAAUGCUCGCGAAGACGCGGGAGAAGUUUUGUCGAGUCUGGUCCGGGAAGCGGAGGAGGAGCAUUCUGAGAGCACUGCUAUGCCUCACACAGAGCUAUGAAUUUCGAAUAGUAUGUCCUUUCAAUCACAAUCAAUCCCCUGUGGUGUAGUGCUGCCGCAUCAAGUCAAAGGAAAUCAUUCGCCGUCGGAUCACGCCGCUGCGCUCGAAAUGAUGAUUGACGCCCGGGGAAUCCUUGAUGCCGACUGGAUGAUUAUGAUUCUCAGGGUGCUCAUCAGGGACUAGCCACGCUACAAAGACCCUCAUUCCCUGAAGGAUG